AUGUCGGCAUACAAGAGGGGUGGGGGAGAACCACCUUCUCUGGCGGUCGAUCUAUCCAUUUGUGGUUGGUGGCGGCACAUGGGUUGGUUCCGGCGGCUGGAGAAGGAUGUUGGGGUGUUGGCGUGUUGUGGGUAUAGGGUUGGGGUGGGGGUGGGUGCAUUCGACAUGCAAUCCAUCACCAAAAAGAUCAGGGUUUUACUACAUAUUGAACAUUGCAAACCACCGGCCUCUAAAUUGAAUUGGACUUCCAAAAUGACCAACGCCUGUGUCACUAGACUGCACAUACUUCCCAAGAGAAUGAAAUUCCAGUCCAAUUUCGUCCGACCAUUUCCCACCUGUGCAUCACCACCAUCAACCUCUCUACCCUACAACCCACAACAAUGGGUAACUUUGACUUGUCAACUCACCCCAUCAAACUCCCCUUCCCCUGCCCAACGUUCCAAAGAAUGGUUUGCCCUCAGAAAAGACCGAUUAACCACCAGCACCUUCAGCACUGCUCUGGGUUUAUGGAAAGGCAAAAGAAGAUCCGAACUUUGGCAUGAAAAAGUCUUCCCUUUAGAUACAGAAUCAAACAUCACACUCGCUUCAAAACAAGCCAUGGAAUGGGGUGUUGUGAAUGAAUCAAUCGCCAUUGAAAAAUACAAAACAAUAACCGGACGUGAAGUGAGUUCAUUAGGGUUCGCGACACAUUCGGAAGAUAAAUUCGAUUGGAUCGGUGCAUCACCAGAUGGGCUUCUCGGGUGUUUUCCAAAUGCCGGGAUUCUCGAAGUGAAAUGCCCGUUUAACAAAGGGAAACCGGAAUCAGCGAUUCCGUGGUCGAGUAUGCCGUUUUAUUAUAUGCCUCAGAUUCAGGGUCAGAUGGAGGUUAUGGAUAGAGAUUGGGUUGAUUUGUAUUGUUGGACGAUAAAUGGAAGUACGAUUUUUCGUAUAUGUAGAGAUCAAGAUUACUGGAAUUUGAUACAUGGUGUAUUACGUGAGUUUUGGUGGGAAAAUGUGAUUCCGGCUAGGGAGGCUUUGGUGAUGGGGAGUGAAGAGGAAGCUAAGAAAUAUGAACCGGGAUCAACGCAUAAGUUAACGGGAUUGGUGAUUCAUAAGAGCUUGAAGUUGGCUGCUGAGUCGAAGCUUUUGUGUAGAGAAAUUGCAGGGAAUGUUGAAUUUAUGUAAUCGGUUUGGGGGU
Messenger RNA from Lactuca virosa, 1177 nucleotides. The record is from the annotation of a GenBank genome assembly. Lineage: Eukaryota; Viridiplantae; Streptophyta; Magnoliopsida; Asterales; Asteraceae.